Molecule: messenger RNA, 1176 nt
Organism: Myotis brandtii (Brandt's bat)
Lineage: Eukaryota; Metazoa; Chordata; Mammalia; Chiroptera; Vespertilionidae
Gene: HSD11B1
Product: hydroxysteroid (11-beta) dehydrogenase 1
Exons: 7
Coding region: 60-938 (292 amino acids)
Biological process (GO): steroid catabolic process
Cellular component (GO): endoplasmic reticulum membrane; intracellular membrane-bounded organelle
Molecular function (GO): steroid binding; 11-beta-hydroxysteroid dehydrogenase (NADP+) activity
Source: RefSeq, a predicted model, not a curated record
UAAAAAGAAGUAAAAUUUGGUUGAAACCUCAAGGGCUCCUCGUGCCAGAUCCCUGUCCGAUGGCUUGUAUGAAAAACUAUCUCCUACCCAUUCUGGGGAUCUUCUUGGCCUACUACUACUAUUCCGCGGAUGAGGAAUUCAAACCAGAGAUGCUCCAAGGAAAGAAAGUGAUUGUCACAGGGGCCAGCAAGGGGAUUGGAAAAGAGAUGGCCUAUCAUCUGGCGAAGAUGGGAGCCCACGUGAUGGUGACAGCGAGGUCAGAAGAAGCUCUAAAGAAGAUAGUAUCCGACUGCUUGAAGUAUGGCGCAGCCUCAGCACACUACAUUGCUGGCACCAUGGAGGACAUGACCUUCGCAGAGCAAUUUAUUGCCAAAGCUGGAAAGAUCUUGGGAGGACUAGACAUGCUCAUUCUCAAUCACAUCACCAGCGCUACUAUGGAACCAUUUGCUGGUGAUAUCCACUUCGUGCGCAGAAGUAUGGAGGUCAACUACAUCAGUUAUGUGGUCAUGAGUAUGGCUGCCCUCCCCAUGCUGAAGCAGAGCAAUGGAAGCAUUGUCGUUGUCUCCUCCAUGGCUGGGAAAAUGGCUAGUCCACUUGUUGCUCCCUAUUCUGCAAGCAAGUUUGCUCUUGAUGGGUUUUUCUCCUCCAUCAGGACGGAAUAUUCAGUGGCCAAGGUCAAUGUGUCAAUCACUCUCUGUAUCCUCGGCCUCAUAGACACAGACUCAGCCAUGAAGGCAGUGUCUGGGAUACUCAACGCCGAGGCAGCUCCAAAGAAAGACUGUGCCCUGGAGAUCAUCAAAGGGGGAGCUCUACGCCAAGAGGAAGUGUAUUAUGGCAAAUUAGGAUGGGCCAGUCUCCUGCUGAAAAAUCCAGGGAGGAGGAUCCUGGAAUUCCUCAGCCUAAGAAAUUAUAAUAUGGAAAAAUUUAUAAACAACUAGAAAUGUCCUUAGGGCUGGGCAGGAUAAGGGAGCUUGGGACUGUUCUGCCAGAUGUUUAUCUAAGCUCCAUCCAUGAAGGCAUCGACCCAGAGAGAUAAAUGAGUCAGUCUCCCCAGAGAGUUGCAAGCCAUGCCUCAUGUCUCCCAGUUUGAAGGAGUUCGUCUAACACUUGCACAGUGAACAUGUGAUUAUACCAAAUGUCAUGAAGUUGCAUUAUCUAUGAGGUUUUUGUUGUUUG